AGGAAAAUGGCCUUUUCAACCGAAAAAACAAAAAUAUUUUUUCAUGUUUCUUCUUUUUAUGUUUACUGUAACCGAAGUUAUUGGUGAAAUAACUGCCAUUGUGAAAUUUUAUGAUGAUAAAGAACUUGUAUUAGAAUCCGUGUCACCAAUUAUUAUUACAAUAGGGGCGUACUCCAAAUAUUUCAGUCAUAUGUUUAACACAAAAUCAUUUACACGAAUAUUAGAGAAAAUGAAAGAAACUUGGCGUUUCCAUUCAUCUCCAUCUGAGCAGAAAAUUCUUCGUGAAUAUUCAGACACGGGAAGAUUAUACACAUGGAUACUGAUAAUCGGAGCAAUUGCAACGACUUUCUUAUUUACAGCGGAACCGUUAUUUCCAAGAGUUGUAAAUUUUUUGUUCAAUAAGAAUGAAACAGUACCCAAUAGGUAUCCCGUUCCCGUGUAUUGGGUCGGUGUUGGCAUGGAAGAAAAUUAUUAUCUCCCAUUAAGUUAUUCGACACUGUGCAUAUGGAUCAUAAUAAAUGUAGAAGUGACUGUGGAUACUACCUUUAUUGUUAUGACACAACAUGCUGUUGCACUAUUUGCAGUUACUGGGCAUAUAUUAGAAAAUAUUCCAACUGAAGAAGAUUAUCAGAAAGACCAAAGGCAUAAUAAGGAUAUAUCUUUGGAUGAUCUACGACAUCAGCAUUACCUAAAAUGCAUAAAAAGUCAUAAAAGAGCAAUACAAUUUGCAAAAUAUUUAGAAACAGUUAACGUAUGGGGUUUCGCUGUAGUCAUUGCUCUCCACAUACCAAUAAUGAGUGUCACAGCAGCUCAAAUCACAACGCAAGCCCAAAAUAUUCAGCAAUUUCUUAAAUAUUCUACCUUUGCAUCUAUUCAGCUAUUUCAUUGCUUUGCUGUUUGUCUCUUCUCCCAUCAAUUGAUAACGAAUAGUACACUCAUUCAAAAAUCUGUAAUUGAAGGUUUGUGGUAUGAAUGCGAUCCUAAAAUUCAAAAGCUCCUGACACUCGUGAUAAUGAGAAGUCAACGAGAAUGUCAAUUAACUGCUGGCAAAAUGGUAUCAAUAUCAAUGGACACUUUCACAGUGAUAUCUGCUGUUAUAGUUUACUUUGAUGAUAAAAACCGCGUAUUAGAAUCUAUUCCUCCACUCAUUACUGAUACGAUUGGUGUUAUUAGAGAAUUGUUUGAACAAAUGAAAGAAAAUUGGUUCAUCUAUACGGGUAAAGUUGAACAAGAUAUUCUUCACAGUUACUCCAACUAUGCCAAAAAAUUUUGCUAUGGAUAUGUAGGAUUAGGAUAUACGACGACAGCUCUAUUUCUCAUAGAACCAAUUUUACCUAGAGUAUUAGCUUCUUUGAUGAACCUCAACGAAACAAUUCCCAUCCGAUAUGCAACACCAGUCUAUUGGUAUGGAUUUGAUAUAGAAGAACAUUACUACUAUUUAGUACCUCUUUCAAAUCUCGGAGUAAUUUUUAUACUUGUAAGCAACUCAACAAUGGAUAUCCUUUUUAUCACAUUGAUGCAGCAUGCCGCUGCCUUGUACAUGAUGGAAAAUGUUCCAACUGAAACAAACAUGGAUAAUGAAAAUAAUGAUGGAGAUGAUUACCUGGAAAAUAUUCAAUAUAAAUAUUAUGUGAAGUGUAUUAAAAGUCAUAUACGAGCUAUCAAAUUUGCUGAAGAUCUUGAAGCUGUUAAUGUUUGGUGUUUGGGCAUAAUUAUAACUUUAAACGUGAUAAUGUUGAGCGUUACUGCAACUCAGGUUGCUACCCAAGCUCAAUCUUCAGAAGAACUAGUAAAGUACGGUAUAUUUGCAGUGGCUCAAUUGCUUCAUAUAUUUAUAUUUUGUUUUUUUUCACAACGAUUGAUGAACACUAGUGCAAAUAUUCAACAAUGCAUAUGUAAUGGAUCAUGGUAUAAAUGUACACCUAGAACCCAAAAACUCUUGACAUUAGUAACACUUAGAAGCCAACUACCAUGCAAACUCACUGCUGGAAAAGUAGCAGUAUUAUCUAUGGAAACUUUCACUGUGAUCGUCAAAACAUCUGCUUCAUACUUUACGGUGUUGAUGUCAAUGCAAUAA
Chelonus insularis is the source of this 2077-nucleotide messenger RNA. RefSeq lists its product as uncharacterized. The coding region runs from base 44 to 2077 and encodes 677 amino acids. NCBI's taxonomy places the organism in Eukaryota, Metazoa, Arthropoda, Insecta, Hymenoptera, Braconidae. Gene Ontology annotation, biological process: detection of chemical stimulus involved in sensory perception of smell; sensory perception of smell. The transcript is spliced from 16 exons. Gene Ontology annotation, molecular function: olfactory receptor activity; odorant binding. The record is from RefSeq and is a predicted model, not a curated record. Gene Ontology annotation, cellular component: plasma membrane.